Megalobrama amblycephala (Wuchang bream) is the source of this 3640-nucleotide messenger RNA. Its product is annotated as gastrula zinc finger protein XlCGF57.1-like. Gene Ontology annotation, molecular function: RNA polymerase II cis-regulatory region sequence-specific DNA binding; DNA-binding transcription factor activity, RNA polymerase II-specific. Bases 1162 to 2421 code for a protein of 419 amino acids. The transcript is spliced from 3 exons. Lineage: Eukaryota; Metazoa; Chordata; Actinopteri; Cypriniformes; Xenocyprididae. Gene Ontology annotation, biological process: regulation of DNA-templated transcription. The record is from RefSeq and is a predicted model, not a curated record.
CAAUUUGUCUAGUAAACUACUUUUUUUUUUAAUCAGUCAGCUUACAAUCAGUCAUUUGUCAUUUUUGUUUGGACAUAUUUGUACAAUUUCCAAAUUUGAUUCAAUUGUUGUCUUUAUAAUUAUACAUUUUUACUUAAUAAAUGUGUUAUUGAUAUCUGACAAUCAUUGCUUGUCUGCCUGGAUCUCACUGCAUCAGUCAUUAUGAAACUAUUUCCUCAAUUUGACUUUUUAAUUGUGUGUUCUUGGAUUUCUUUGUUGUACAUUCUCACAAACUUCAGGAUCUCUUUUAGGUGUUUUCAAGUCUUCAAACUUUUUGGCCUUUUUUUUGGCCUUACUGGACACAUUUACACUACAAAGUAGCCUACAUUUGUUGACUCUUAUGCUAAAUUGAUCGCCGUGCUCCUUGUGUAAGUCACAUAAAGUGUAAAAAAAUAAAUACUAUUUUACUGACACAUUUCUUUCUUUAUAUGAUUACUCUGAGUAAUGUGUUAUUUUAUUAUUUUAUUUUAUUUAGCAUUUUACUCAACUAGAUUUAAACAUUGUAUACCUUGACCAGGCUUUCUUUAGUAAUGAAUUCAUGAUGUUCUUUACUACUUCUUUCUCUUUUAUCAGGUUCAUCAACAAAUUAACAGUUUGGACCUAAUCAGAGAAAGCAACAUAAGUCGUGUUUCUAUUUGAUCUUUCAUACUCUAAUGUUACCAUCACAUAUGACUGACAAUCGCUAUAAAUAGUUGUGAUGAUUUCAGGAAUCUCAGAGUCAUUCAGCGCCUCCUAGAGGAAGACGAGCGAAUAACACAUGCGACACCCGCAGGCGCAGUACGGUAGAUGUUUACGACAAUAAGAGCACAUGUACGGCUGUAUCACGGAAGAGUGUUGUGCGAGUUUUGAUUUGCUCAAAUUAUACAGUGUGGACGAAUAUAACAUCUGAUCUGGUCCUGUGGGCGAAUUCACACCUGCAGUGAAGCUCCUCCCACAACAAUUCACCAAUAAAUAUUGGGAAUAUUCACAUCAUCCUACAAGAGAAGGACAAACUCCAGGUGUAGCAGCUGAAAUCUGUGUGACUGAUAAAGAUGGAGUUUAUUAAAGAGGAGAUUGAAGACAUGAGUGAUCCAGAACCAUCCAGAAGUAAAACAUGAAGAUACUGAGGAACAAAUAGACCAGAUGGAGGUGAUGGAGCAAAAACACAAACUUGAAGUUAAAGAGGAGAAACAUGACUUCAAAACUCAAGGACCAAAAGCCAAAAAGCUGCACACCUGCUCACAAUGUGGAAAGAGUUUCCAAAGUCAACAAAACCUCAACAGACACAUGAGAAUUCACACUGGAGAAAAACCGUUUACAUGCACUCAGUGUGGAAAGAGUUUCCAAAAUCAACGAACCCUUAACGGACACAUGAGAAUUCACACUGGAGAAAAACCGUAUACAUGCACUCAGUGUGGAAAGAGUUAUACUGGUGAAUCAGGUCUCAGAUAUCAUCUGCUCUGUCACUCUGGAGAAAAACCAUAUAACUGUUCACAGUGUGGAAAGAGUUUCCAAAAUCAACGAACCCUUAACGGACACAUGAGAAUUCACACUGGAGAAAAACCGUAUACAUGCACUCAGUGUGGAAAGAGUUAUGCUGGUGAAUCAGGUCUCAGAUAUCAUCUGCUCCUUCACUCUGGAGAAAGACCAUUCAACUGUGAUCACUGUGGUAAAGAUUUUAAAUCAGCAUCAAAUCUAAAAACACACCUGAUAGUUCAUUCAGAUGAGAGGCCUUAUUUGUGUUCUCUAUGUGGAAAGAGUUUUUCAUGGCUGAACAAUUUUAAAAAGCACCAGAAAACACAUAAUGAAGUGAAAGAUCAUGUGUGUUGUGACUGUGGGAAGAGCUUUACUACAGCUUUCAAUCUGAAACAGCACCAAAGAAUUCAUACUGGAGAAAAACCUUAUAAGUGCUCAUAUUGUAGCAAGAGUUUUGCUCGUCCUGAAAGCCUGAAAGUACAUGAGCGAGUUCAUACUGGAGAAAAGCCGUACUGCUGUACUCUGUGUGAGAAGAGUUUCAAAUGUACUAGAUCUCUCAGUUAUCAUCUGUACAUUCACUCUGGAGAAAAGCCGUUUAACUGUGAUCAGUGUGGUGCAAAGUUUAUUUCAUCAUCAAAUCUAAAACGACACCUGAAAGUUCAUUCAGCUCAUGUGUGUUCUCUCUGUGGAAAAAGUUUUUCUUUGCUGAUGAAUUUUAAAAAGCACCAGAAAACACAUAAAAAAGUGAGAGAUCUUGUGUGUUUGGACUGUGGGAAGAGCUUUACUAGAUCUGACUAUCUGAAACUGCACCAAAGAAUUCAUACUGGAGAAAGACCUUACAAGUGCUCAUAUUGUGACAAGAGUUUCACUCAGUCUGGACACCUGAAAUCACAUGAGCGAGUUCACACUGGAGAGAAGUCGUGUUAGUGUACUCAUUGUGGGAAGAGUUUUAAACAUUUAUUAAGCCUUCGCACUCAUAUGAAAAAAUGUUGGAAGUGAUCAAGAUUCGUUUUCAUGUCAGAUACUUUCAAGUAAAUUCUGUGAGAUAAGAUGAGUUUGUUCUAAAAGCACAAUAUCAGCUAGAAUCUAGAUUAAAGGUAGGGUAGGCUAAAUGUUAUAAACACUUUUUGUUACACUGUUUGCUAUCAGGAUCUGAAGAGAGUUUCAAUCAAUAAUAGAAGUGCAUGGUCUAAAUAUUAAAACAUCUUCAUGUACAUCUUCUGUGAAAGUCUUGGUCCGAAUGCAAUGAUACUAUGUCCUAUCUGCUGGUAUAUGUACUUCGAUACCUCCGCGCACCUGCGCGCAUCAUCAACAGCAGCUAAUUUUUAGUUCCUCCUAAACCAAAACAAGAUUAUUCUGCAUUCCCAUGUCUACCCGAAUGAUGUGCGCAUUCAUGUGUUUUGAAGGAGGUGUAUCAAAAUUUUCAAAGCUAGCUUGCUAUUGUUAGCCUCUCAGAAAUUGCUUACCACACCUUUAAUUUUGUGAAUUUAGUUAAAAGCUUGGAGAACAGAAACAAUAUUUUGACUGUCCACUGGCCUUCCUGUGAGUUUUUUUGUUUUGUCUUCCAUUUUGUUUGUUUCUGGUUUGGUGUUUCCAUAGGAACACUAAUUGUUCAGCUCACAGGCUGAUUGCCGUCACCUGUUACUCUUUACCUGCUACCUAUAUAUAUGUACACUCCUCUGUCUUUUUGCGGUCCUGGUUUGUUACAGCUCUCUCUGUCAGUUUCAUGUUCACGUUUUUUCUCCUCUUUGUUUCUUAGUAAGUGCCUGUUGGACUUAACUGUUUAUAGAUUUGACAGUGGACUCUAGUGACGCAAAAUCCGAUUAAUUUCCGUGAACUAGUUCUUUUUGGAAAGUUCAGCUCAAUGAACUGGUUCAAAAACCUGAUUCAUAGGUUCCUGCAUCAUCAUGCAAUGAUGUCUCUAUGCGUAUCUUUUCUAACAACUCAGUGUCAUGUUACAUAAAUGAAACGUUCAAAUAAAGUCAUUUGUGUGAAUGCAUAUUGCUGAUUAUUGCCUUUCAUUCACUUAAUAGAGUUUGUGGUCACAGUUUCAUUGGAUCGCAGAUCCUUUAUGUCAGAUAUGACUUACCAAUAUUGAUUAGCCUACAUCUUGGAUAAGAUUCGCAUUUAUAACACAUAUUUAUGC